This is a messenger RNA of Diversispora eburnea, 987 nucleotides long. The record is from the annotation of a GenBank genome assembly. NCBI's taxonomy places the organism in Eukaryota, Fungi, Glomeromycota, Glomeromycetes, Diversisporales, Diversisporaceae.
AUGAAUAAAAAAAUUAUAUUUUAUUUCUUAACUGCAUUGGUUAUACUGAUCUUCAAAACCGAUUUAAGUUAUUCAAUUCCAACAAUUUUUAAAUAUAAUGUUGAUGCGAAUCUCAAUUUUUGGACUCCAGAAAAAAUAGCAAAAGCUAAACCCUUAAAAACUAGAAAAACUAGAAAUAUUCGAUUUAAAACAAGAAGCGAUAACAAAACUAUAAGAAAUACAACUGACUUCUCUAAAUAUGCGAAAUCUAUGCCCCCUUUGGCGAGAAAAUUUGAUAUAAUUAAUAAUACAAUUAGAGAUGUAAAUGUUGAUCAAUUUCAAAAUUUUCCCAUCGGAAUAUUAUUCAUUAGUAAUAAUGGAGAACUAUUUACUUGUACCGCCAGUGUAAUCAAUGGUGGACCUGGAACUGAAAAUAUCGGUGUUACUGCAGCGCAUUGUCUUUUUGAUCCUGAAACGGAUACAUUUUUUAAUAAUAUAGCAUUUUCUCCUGGAUUUGACCAUGAACAAAAUGGUCCACUUGGUCUUAUUCCUGUCGUUGCGUCGGUAAUAACAGAUCAAUUUCGUAAUAAUAAUGAUGAUCAUUUUGAUUGGGGUAUGAUAAAAUUUGAAUAUAACAAUAAUGGCCAACCAUUAGGAUUUUUUACGGGAACUCUCGGUACUAUAUUCAAUCCAGGAAAUAAUGUGGCAACAACUAUUCGAGGUUAUCCAAACGGAGGUAAUCUUCAAAAUUGUCAAAAUGAUGGACUUAAUCUUUGUACGUGGGGAGGAGUGACAAAUUUGGCAACAGAUUAUUAUGCCAUACCUGACUUAGAGAUAGGAAAUGGGGCAAGCGGAGCUCCUUUAAUGGUGGAAUAUGAUCCAGUUGCGAAUUUGGGUAGGUUAUAUAGUAAUUAUGUUUCUUUUGAUGAACUCGAAGACGAAGCUCUUGCACCUAUUUAUGAUCCAAUAGAAUUCCAAGCAUUAAUAGGUUUAAUUUCAGGCCUUUAA